Acanthaster planci (crown-of-thorns starfish) is the source of this 3477-nucleotide messenger RNA. RefSeq names its product tenascin-N-like. Gene Ontology annotation, molecular function: protein binding. The record is from RefSeq and is a predicted model, not a curated record. NCBI's taxonomy places the organism in Eukaryota, Metazoa, Echinodermata, Asteroidea, Valvatida, Acanthasteridae.
UUACCAAUGUUUUCCUUGCGACUAAUUCAAUGGCCUAUAAGGAACGGAUUGUGUAACCUGUCUCACUUUAGAACGAUGCGAGGUGCAGACAGAGUGAAUCUAGCGUGAGGACAUUUUCGAGUAGUGCGAACGAGUGCCACUGUCAAAGCUACAAGUUACCGAUUAUUCCAUAUAAUGACAUCAAUGGCGUUGGUGGUCGUGAUGAUCCUCGUCUAUGCUACAGUUUUUUUCGCCGAGAUAGCAGCUCAGACAUGGCGCUCUUCGUCGGAAUACGUUGUCCUAGACUGUCCGAAAGGCCUAUCAGUACCGACAGAAAUAGGGCGUCCCUGGUCCAGAGUGACGUGGAUGGAACCUCGUUUCAUUGAUCCAGAUGGUGUAGAAGUUCUUCCCGCCAGAAUAUCACACAACCCGGGAGAAAGGUUUCCCGUGGGUACGCAUACCGUCAAGUACACGCUUGUCGAAGGGAACCACAAAGUCACAUGCAGUUUCAUCGUCAGAGUUGAUGAUGAAGAACCGCCGCGAAUAGUCAACUGUCCAUCAGAUAUCACAGUUCCGGCGGACCGGGGAAGCACUUCUAGGUCAUCAGUCUCGUGGGACAUGCCCCUGGCAACAGACAACUUCCGGGUGAAGUAUUUCGGUUCGUCCAAACCCGUCGGCUCGUCUUUUGCCAUGGGCUACACCCGCGUGACCUACACGGCCGUGGAUCUUAAAGGCAACCAGGCAAAGUGCACGUUUAACGUCAUUGUCACUGAUGAUGAGAGCCCUAUACUGGAAGGAUGUCCCGCAGAGGCCCUGACUUAUGUGCCUCCGAUGGCCAACGGUGGUCCCGUGUCCUGGACUCCUCCCCAAGGCAUCGACAACUCUGGCCCGCCCCAGAUCACCUGCACGCGCUCCCGGGGAGAGAACUUCCCGCUCGGCCAGACUGAGGUGGUGUACACAGCGACGGACGCAGCCGGCAACACGGCAACUUGUUCCUUCAAAGCUGUUGUCAAGGUUGAGGUUCCGGGUAGCAAAAUUUUUCUGCGCAAUCGCACAAGCACAGAGCUCGAAAUCAGCUGGCCUCAACACGUGAAUCAGAAGGCCUCCAGUUACCUCAUUUACAUAUGGCCCGUGGGCACCAGCCAACCGCUGGCCUCAGACCAUCGCUACCACCCGAUCAAUUGGCGGGAAAGUUUCACCACGCGCACUCUACGUGGUCUUUCUCCCGGCACAUCAUACAACAUCCGAGUCUACGUGACUGGAGUUGGGGAACGGUUAUACGCAAGACUGAGGACAAGACCUAAUGCGCCCAGCGGGUUUACAUUCAUAGCAGAGAGUUUGGACUCCACCUCGGUCGUCCUUUCUUGGCAGCCGCCAGCUGGGAAUUUCGACCAGUACCAGGUCUCGUAUCAUGUUGUAACGAGCGACACUGUCUCGACGUUACGGCUACUGGACAAAAGGGUUGUAAAGAAACCCGUGAAUGAUUUGGAUCCCGGUACUACAUACAUCUUUACUCUGGUGUCGGUGAGCGGUGUCGGGGAAUCGAAAUCGACAAGUGUCCCAACUACACUCACUAUUCGGACAGCCCCUCUCCCGCACUCUCAAAUCCUCCUUCCAAAAGUAACCGCCACUUCCAUCCAGAUAGUUGCCCGACUCGUCCCAGCAAUCACCACCCAGAUCCUUAGACAAUUCGACCGAGGAAGCUUCCCAAACAGUGGCCGUGUGGUGCGGCCAUCAGCAGAAGACGAAGCAGACGACUAUCACAGUAGUGACGGUUACGUUGUGGUCAUCUACUCCAAUUACAGCGAUGUCUUUACGGACGUUAUAUUCGAAUCUGGUACCCUUGAAUACGAGUUCACAUCGCUGGCACCCACCACGCUGUACAUGAUACGGAUUAUACCGUCAGAUGCCAGUGGAGAAGUCCUGGAAAAGACUGCCAUGACUCGUCCAAUGACUGUCACCGACCUGACACUUCACAAAGUCACCAACUCAUCGAUCACGAUCACUUGGAGUCCCCCAAAGGGACACUUUGAACAGUUCAAGGUGACCUACGCACCGACUAAACUGGAGGAUGUCGCCCCGACCAUGGUCGAUGAAUGUCAGGUGACUAUCAACAGGCUGGUUCCCAUGACAACGUAUGUGGUCUCCGUGGUAACCAUCUACGGAGUGUUGACGAGCGAUCCAGCAGAAAUCGAGGUCACUCCAGGAGUUGACAAGGCUAAUGCUGUCCUUGUCUUGAAUGAGUCCUCCUGUAUCUCUCCCAUCCUAGCCAGCUCUUUUUUAGCGGCAAUCCUGAUGUUUAUCGGAAUAUACUUUUGCAGAUUAAAACUGUGCUACAAGUACAUAAGCAUACAUAGACGCCACACCGAGGAGAACACUUACGAGAACCCGACCCGUCCAAACAGCGACUACAUGAGCUCACCUCCCUACCAGAACACAGAGAGCUCUGAUUCCAUGACCUCGCUUAUCAGAUCACCCCCAAGACCAAUCAGUGUGUCAGGGUAUAUGUACCCUCCCAUCCCCAGAGGUUUGUUCAGCAGAGGAAAACGACCUUCUUCUGGAAGUAAAGAAAACGACAGCACGGGAUCACCUAUUUACUACAACGUGAAAGAGGCGAACUCUUGAUAAGUAGUGCAGAAUCCAUUCAUUACACUAGGGAGUUGUGACAUGAAUCGAAGUAUGUAAAAGUACUGUUAUUAAGCAUUAGGCAAAUAAGUAACAAUCGAGAGGAGAGGUGAACAGGAACGAUCUUGCCUCUGGGCUACUGACGAAUAGGAACUACUUUACAGAUACGGUAUGCAGUUUUCAGGAAAGCCAUUGGUCACAUCAUCUUUGCUUCGCGGUGUUGCGAUGGUGUCGGAACUCGUCAGAGUCAAUGUGGACAGUGCUUGAUAUUUCAUAAAACUCAUCCUGCAAAGUGAUUCCAGUUAGCAUCAUGGCUCCUCAGCACAAGUCCUCCGAGUUUACGAAGCGCGCUCAGCCAGCAGCCGACACUUCAGCAAGAAACUUCGCAGCUUAUUGUACCCCUGUCACUGAGACGGUACCAGAUGUGACGUCAUACGGUUAUGGCCGUGUUCGUAGCACGGAUGUCAUAUCCAAAAAGUGGGAUUCGUCAUGCUCUUGUGGGCUAAGUCCACUAAGUCAAGACCCACUAAAAAUAGUGUAAAAUCGACGUUGUUCAGGGCCUAAUAACAUUGCGUACCAACAUCUGAAACAGUAAAAAGUAGUAUAUCUGAGUAUCUAAGUAUCUGAAACACAUGUUAAAUUACUAUAUGGUCCUUGAUCUUUCAAUUUCUUUUUUGGUUAACUGAUUUUUAGUUAUUCCCACAAAGCAAAAUUACUCCCCGAAAAGUGAUUAUUCCGAAGUCUGCUUGCAGCCAUUUUUUAAGUGGCCAUCCUCAACUUUCUCGGGCACUUAUUACCAUUUAUCAACCGUGUUUUUAGCCAUUCUGCUCUCAGAUGAACGCCAAAAGACCUAGGGAGUUGAUCCUGGCAAAG